AUGCGUUCCCCAUUCGUGUUUUACGCCGAUUGCGACGUUUGCGUGAAUAUUCGACUCAUUGAGCUUCAGCAGGCGCAACAAGCAAGAGAAGCUCGAGAGAAUGGUGUUGUAAACGAAAACGAAUAUGAUAGUGAAUACGAAUAUGACUAUAACGACUAUGCGAACUACGAUGAUAUCUACGCAUCACCGACGCAUUCAAGCUUUGAGGUACUCGAUCCCCAUGACCCCACUCUGAGUCGACUGGCUACUCUUCUCUUUAAACGUACAAAUGAGUACUUGCAAGGAGAAAUUGCGUCUGGGGGUGAUCAUUACAUGUUGCUGGAAGAAAUCAAUCGUUUGGCCAUCACUAAGUACACUGACUUGCGCAAUCUCGCUGUGAACUUAAACCGAACACUGAUGGAAUAUAAUGAUCUCUAUGGCAACACCAUCAAACCGCUACUUUCUCAAAUUGAUGAUAUUGACAUCAUGGUAGCCAGACUUGAAGAAAAUGCCUAUCGUUUGGAUAGCUACACGAAACAACUAAAGACCCGCAUCAAAGAAAUGUACGACGCCAAAUGA
This is a messenger RNA of Spodoptera littoralis (African cotton leafworm), 558 nucleotides long. The record is from the annotation of a GenBank genome assembly. NCBI's taxonomy places the organism in Eukaryota, Metazoa, Arthropoda, Insecta, Lepidoptera, Noctuidae.